AUGGACAAAACUCAAACCGAACCAGAGGAGAAGCCUUUCACCGCCUUCAAGACCCUUGUGGAGCGCGGCGAGACUUCUAAGAACCUCCUCCCAGAAUGGAUGUACAACUUCCUGAUGGACAGCAUUGCAAAAUGUCGCAAGCACUACGUGGCUCUCAGCAAUCGCCACGAGAACGAGGUCAGCAAGCGCUCCAAAGAGAAGACUGCGGAGCAUGCGCGCUACGAGAGUGUUGUAAGUCUGGGGCUCAUCAUCGUGCACCAUUGCGUCGAGAUCACGCCGUCAGCAACACCUGGCUGAUGUGCUCUUCCACAGAUCGACACCUACCACGGCCUCUUUCGUUUCUUUGACAUAUCGAUCCCUGACGGCGCGGGCUAUGCGUCUGUAGAGCGUCGUGGCCAGUAUUUGGACCUUCUAAACACCCACCUGACUGUGAGUAAUGCAAGGCAUAGCUUUGAAUCUCAGCGAUGAGCAUGCUCUGAUAGCUUCCUCACCGUUUUGCUCCCUACCGUUUUGCACAGGCAUGGACCGCCAAUCAACGCGUGUAUCGCCUGAAUCAAGUUCUGCAAGAGGACAGUGGUGUUGCAGGCCCGUCGACCUCGCAGCCGGGCCCGACCGGUCCAUCGCUUGCUCAGCCAACCGUUCCACCUUAUGAUGCAUUCCCUGAGCAAGGCGAAACGCGCAUCGUCGGGGGAACCGGAGGCAACGCCUCUCAAAACAGCACUAGCAACCAGACGGUAUAUCAUGGGCUGGUGCAGCCUGUCUCGUACACGUACAAUAUCAGCUAUGGCGGAAGUCGCGCGAGCACGCCGAAUCCUCCUAGCAGCGACGCUUGGCUCUCUGACCACCUGGGUCAGCUCAACCUCCAAGCAAGUAAGGUGUCGCCUUGA
Ceraceosorus bombacis is the source of this 887-nucleotide messenger RNA. NCBI's taxonomy places the organism in Eukaryota, Fungi, Basidiomycota, Exobasidiomycetes, Ceraceosorales, Ceraceosoraceae. The record is from the annotation of a GenBank genome assembly.